AACUACUAAUAGCAAAACAUUCUAGCUGUAGCCACAGAGUUGAGGCUUUAAUUUGUUCAUAUAGCUGGUUAAGGUCCAUGGCGACAAUCAGGCCUAUGCUUCUCCCUCUUGGCCUCAUGGCGCUUCUAGCAGCUAGCUCGGCAGCGGUGGCUCAGCUGGAGAUCGGCUUCUACAGCAAGACAUGCCCGCAAGUAGAGGAGAUCGUCCGCGAGGAGAUGGUCAAGAUCAUCGCCGCCGCGCCCAGCCUCGCCGGGCCGCUCCUCCGUCUCCAUUUCCACGACUGCUUUGUCAAUGGUUGUGAUGCCUCCGUGCUGCUCGAUUCCACGAAGCACAACGUAGCGGAAAAGGACGCCAAGCCGAACAAGAGCCUGCGAGGGUUCGGCUCCGUGGAGCGGGUAAAGGCCAAGCUCGAGGCCGCCUGCCCGGGCGUCGUCUCCUGCGCCGACGUCCUCACCCUCAUGUCCCGCGACGCCGUCGUGCUCGCCAAGGGCCCCAACUGGCCGGUGGCGCUGGGCAGGCGAGACGGCAGAGCGUCCAGUGCCAUGGAAGCUAGCGACGAGCUUCCCCCGGCCUACGGCGACAUCCCUCUGCUUGUCAGGAUCUUCGCCUCCAAGGGGCUCAACCUCAAGGACCUCGUCGUCCUCUCCGGCGCCCACACCCUCGGCACCGCUCAUUGCCCGUCCUACGCCGACCGCCUCUACAACGCCACCGGGGGCGGCGCGUCCUUGGACCCGUCCCUGGACAGCGAGUAUGCUGAUAAGAUGAGGCUCAAGUGCAAGAGCUUGAACGACGGGAGCAUGCUGUCGGAGAUGGACCCGGGGAGCUACAAGACCUUCGACACCAGCUACUACGGCCACGUCGCAAAGCGCAGGGGCCUCUUCCGCUCUGACGCCGCACUCCUCACCGACGCCACCACCAGGGACUACGUCCAGCGUGUUGCCACGGGCAAGUUCGACGCCGAGUUCUUCAAGGACUUCAGCGAGUCCAUGAUCAAGAUCACUCCGCCCCUGAUCAAGAUGGGCAACGUUGGCGUGCUCACCGGGGCCGAGGGGGAGAUAAGGAAGAAGUGUUAUGUCCUGAACUAGCGUUUGUUUGAAUUUUAACUGUAACUGCACGAGAUGGUGUGCAUGUGUACGUGCGUCGUCUGAUAUUAUUCAUUGUAGCGUGAUUAAUCA
Messenger RNA from Lolium perenne, 1175 nucleotides. Its product is annotated as peroxidase 1-like. Gene Ontology annotation, molecular function: heme binding; peroxidase activity. The record is from RefSeq and is a predicted model, not a curated record. Gene Ontology annotation, biological process: hydrogen peroxide catabolic process; response to oxidative stress. Lineage: Eukaryota; Viridiplantae; Streptophyta; Magnoliopsida; Poales; Poaceae.